AUGGUACCUUGGUGUCUUUUUGACAGAAUAACAGCGUCCUCGACCUAUGCUGUGCUAUACUCUACAGACUGGCCUGCCAACCCCUUUAUUGUAAUUAUUGAGCCUCUACCAAAAGCUGUGAAGAUUGAGCCUCGUGAUGGGCAGCAAUCAAACUGUGACUCGGGGCUCCCAGCUGGCUUCCUUGAAGUGGAGAAAGAGGAACCUUUCUUCAUGGAAGAAGACAGUGCUACAGUUGCUGACUUCAAACCGUUCCAAAUUCCAUUCCUGGGCUUGGAUUCUCUCAAGGCAGAGCCUGUCGAGGCUGGGGCAUCUCCAUCCAUCCCCCAGGCUCCUCCUGCAAACCAAGAACUCCCAACAAGGGCAGGAAUCUUUACAGCUGUUCAAAAAGCCUCUGAGACUGCCUGCUUAGCCUCUACUUCUCUGGAGGUGCACAAUUGUGGUGCUUCAAUGGCUCUUCCGCCUUCAGAAACUUCAACUUCCAAGAGCAAGAGUCAAACAAAUGAAAUGAAAAUCUCAUCCACUGAACAAGAAGCUGGUGAAGCUCGCCCGCCUAAUAAUGGCCGCCUUCCUCCUACUCCUGCACCAUCAGUAAAUUGUAACGUUCUCAGCUACAACGGAACGAGAACUGUCCCUGCAACGCGGGAGGCUUCUUUUAAGGCGAAAGAGGCGCACAAUUCUGUGGAUUUCAAACGUUCAAAGCAUCUGUGCAUCCAAUUAAAAAAAUGCAGUGUACUAUUGACUCGCAUUAAUGUUUCUGAAAAUUACAUUUACGUUUGCGAUGAAAAAAGCGAAAAUAAUAUUUGCUCAGAAGAAAUUGUAUUUCCAAAACCUCAUCCUAAGCAUGGUAGCGAAGAUUCAGAGCAACCUAAAAUGCACAGUGAAAAAGUGGGCAAAAGUGGAAUACCAAACUCAAGUGAAGAAAAUGAGCUAAGCUUUUCUAAAAAUACUGAUAGUCUGCGAAGGACAUCCCUCAAUCGUUCUAAGCGUCUAAAUGCUUCUAUGAAGGAGAUAAUUUCCUCCACAACCUCCCACGUACGUCGUAACAAAGAGAAGACUCUCAAGUGUCAUGUCUGUGGCGCAGCUUUCUGCUCUAAAUAUGAUCUUGACCGACAUAUCAACGCAGUUCAUCUUAAAUUGAGGCCCUACAAGUGCUCUAAGUGCGAUUAUGCCUCCAGUCAGGUUUCUCAUUUGCGUACCCAUUUAAACACAGUGCAUGCAAAGCUGAAGCCAUUCAAGUGCGACGAGUGUGACAGCUACUUUUCUCAGAAAGGUGAUCUAAAAACUCACAUUUCCAGGGUGCACCUCAAAGACAGACCGCACUCGUGCCCGCACUGUUCCUAUUCCUUGUGGUCGAAAGCAGGACUAGCUACGCAUGUUGCUAGCGUUCACUUGAAGCUGAAACCUCACAAGUGCCAGACAUGCAAGCGCGGGUUCUACCAGAAAAAUAAGCUAGAACAGCACAUGAAGUCGGUGCACAUGAAUUUGAGGGAUCACAAAUGUUCGCAGUGUGAUUACGCUGCAGGUUCUCGCGGGGUUCUCAAGAGACAUGUUGAUGCGGUGCAUCUGAAAAUAAAGAAACACAAGUGCGGAGUUUGUGAGUACAUCGCCACUAGCAAGUCUAAGCUCAUAAGCCAUGUUGCUCGUAAACACUGAAAAUCAAUUGGCUUGUCACACAGAGUAUAUAGAAAUGUUCUGAGUGCAAAUUUUCUACGAGUUUCCGAGGUCACCUUAUGAUGCACAGGGAUGUUACUCAUCUGAAACUGCUUAAAUGUUCUUACUGUUAUUUUGCCUCAAAUUAUCGUGGGAAUAUGAAGAAACGUGUGGAUGCGGUGCACCUGAAAGUAAAGAAUCACAAGUGCGAAGUUUGUCAAUACCGCGCCGCUCGGAAAUCCCAUCUUGUGAAGCAUGUCUCCACCAAACUUUGAAAAUCAGUAAUCUGCUCACUUUUAUUAUUGCUGGAGAAUCUCGCUUUCAUUUCCUUGCUACAAGAUGUUCAUUUCUCUCAGCUACAUUAUCAAAAUAAUAUUUUGUAUUAUUAUACGCUAUAUUUCACCUUGUUUAACGUUGUAUUGUACCGUGGUUAACGUUAUAUUUUAACUUGGUCAACGUUAUAUUUUAGCUUGAUUAGCGUUAUAUUGGUGGAUGGAAGCGAACAGGAAUAUUAAUCCUCUACCUAUAAAGUUUCACUAACCCCCUAAGUUUAGUUUCUCCAUUCGGGGCUCAGCACUUACCGUUAAAAUUUGUUAUUGCUCAUCUGUCCUCAAUUGAUGGCGUGCCAAAAUUCAUGUGUUGAUUGUAUUUACAUUGUGUUCUUCCUUUUUUUCGCUUAUUGCGGAAAAGUUUCAUGUCCGUCAAGCUGUCGACGCUGAUAAGGCCCAUCAUCUUCUGUAGUCGGGGUCAAGAUAAUGGACCUGGAGCCCAGCGCGCUUGUGUUCCUUCUACCUCAAAUUGCUAGAUUUGCUUCUUGACCCAUUUUGUGUUUAUUUUCAAAUAUAUGUGAUGCAUUUAUUAUGCAACCCUUUACAUUGGUUGUAGCGAAAGACUUUUUGUCCGAGACAAGAAUGGUUAUAGGUGUUUUUUGCUAAGUUGUGUGUGCUGAAUUCAAACUAAUAAAUAGUUUUGCUUCACCA
Messenger RNA from Hyalella azteca, 2630 nucleotides. Its product is annotated as zinc finger protein 723-like. NCBI's taxonomy places the organism in Eukaryota, Metazoa, Arthropoda, Malacostraca, Amphipoda, Hyalellidae. Gene Ontology annotation, biological process: regulation of transcription by RNA polymerase II. Gene Ontology annotation, molecular function: DNA-binding transcription factor activity, RNA polymerase II-specific; RNA polymerase II transcription regulatory region sequence-specific DNA binding. The record is from RefSeq and is a predicted model, not a curated record. Gene Ontology annotation, cellular component: nucleus. The transcript is spliced from 4 exons. Bases 1 to 1653 code for a protein of 550 amino acids.